UACAGAACAGUUUUGUGUCGCGCGGGCCUUAAAUUAGUAGCUUUUUCUACAUUCUUUUCAAAAGAUGCUCGCUCACGGAAUCAAAACAAUCAAACGAAGAACAAGAAUUCUCAAGAAACUCUUGCCUCUAAUCAAACUCGGAUAGAAUUCAAAUCAAGAAACUUCCACGUAGUUUGAAGGGUGUAUUUGUGAUUUUAUUUCACUACUAUCGCUCUCGAUCGUUUACAAGACCAAGCUCGCGCCAGUCUGAUGAAUUCGCCGAACCAGGACGAAAAUGAUGUGCCCGUUAAAGACCCGGUGAAAUACGGCGAGCUGGUCAUAUUGGGGUACAAUGGCUCUCUGCCCAGUGGAGACCGGGGGAGGAGGAAGAGCCGCUUCGCUCUGUACCGGAGGACCAAGGCCAACGGCGUCAAACCCAGCACUGUUCACAUCCUCAACACACCACAGGACAGCAAGGCGGUCCACAGCAGGGGGCAGCACAGCAUCUCCUUCACUCUGUCCCGCAACCAGACAGUGGUGGUGGAGUACUGCCACGACAACGACACUGACAUGUUUCAGAUUGGGCGCUCCACAGAGUGUCCAAUAGACUUUGUCGUGACGGACACAUCAGGAGAGGGGAAGGAGUGCGAGGACCCCUCAGUGGCCCCCAGCACCAUCUCCCGCUUCGCCUGCAGGGUGGUGUGUGAACGCAACCCCCCCUACACUGCACGCAUCUACGCCGCUGGCUUUGACUCCUCCAAGAACAUCUUUCUAGGGGAGAAAGCCACUAAGUGGAAGAACCCGGACGGCCACAUGGAUGGCUUGACCACCAACGGGGUGCUGGUGAUGCACCCUGAGGGUUUCCCUGAGGACAACAGACAGGGCCUGUGGAGGGAGAUUUCUGUUUGUGGGGACGUCUAUGCCCUCCGAGAGACACGCUCUGGACCCAGCCGAGGCAAACUGGCGGAGGGAGAAAGUAGUGCCUUGCGGGAUGGUUCUCUGGUGGACCUGUGUGGAGCCACUCUGCUGUGGCGUACUGGGGAGGGCCUGCUCCACGCUCCCACCCUCCGCCACCUGGAGGCACUGCGACAGGAGCUCAACGCUGCCCGGCCACAGUGUCCUGUAGGCCUCAGUACUCUGGCAUUCCCUAGCCUGCCACGCAGCCACAGUUUUCCUUUUCUCCCCAGUCUGGAGGAGCGCCAGCCCUGGGUUUACCUCACCUGCGGACACGUGCAUGGCCGCCACGACUGGGGCCAGCGCCCCGAGCGCCGGGAGGCGAGAGGAGGAGAGGGGGAAGGAGGGAUCUCCACAGUCCGCCGGGAGUGCCCUCUAUGCAGGAGCGUGGGGCCCUACGUACCCCUGUGGCUGGGGUGUGAGCCCGCCGUGUACGUGGAUGCGGGAGCACCUACGUACGCGUUUGUACCCUGCGGCCACGUGUGUUCAGAGAGGACAGCCAAGUACUGGGCGGAUACCCCGCUGCCCCAUGGGACCCACGCCUUCCGGCCCACCUGUCCCUUCUGCUCUGCCCCUCUCAGCAGCACCCCACAGGGCUGGACACGCCUCAUCUUCCAGGGCCCCAUCGACUAGCCAGGGCCUCCACGGAUGCAUUCCACAACUAUUACGCAACAGUGGAACCAACAAAGUCACUAAACCAAAGGCCCAAUCCUAACUUGAGAUAAUUGUGUAUAACUAAUAUGAAUAUUUCUCCAAUUUACACUACAUCCAUGGUGAUGUUAGACAAGUGUGUGUAUCUCAAACAUUUGUGUAAUAAUGUGUUAAUGUCAUUUUAGGAUCUGUGCUGUAGUUUGCAUUAGGCACAUUUCUCUCAAGUUAAGAUUUGGCCAUAACAGAAUCUCCCUUCAAAAGCAAUAAGAACACCACUAUAGCGAAGCAUAGUUUUUAGAUAACCUAGUUUUUUGGCUAGUCAUCCAUGUCUCCAAUUCUGUCUCUCUUCAGACAUGGCUGAAUGUUGUCUGCAGCUCAAGGGCUAAACCUGAGGUGUGUUGAAGUCACUGGAUGUUCAUGAUUGCUGGUUUCCUGACAAAAUCAUCUCAGCCCAAUUUUGAACCAAUAAUGUUAUUAUGCUACUUCAGUGUUUGAGUGAAUAUUCCCUUUGACAUAUAUGAAUUAUCUGGAAAACAUAACAUUGUAAUAUUUUGCGAAGCGGUUCAACCCCACAGUACCAGUAACUUACUCUACAGUUGCAAAUAUAAGUGAUGUUGGUGAACAUUCUGCAGUUUGACCACACCUCAGGUUUGUGACCAAACAGACAGACAGGGUCCGUGUCAUGAGACAUAGCAGAAAGGUCAGAAAGCAACCUCAUAAGACAUUUUUUUUCAAAGAAAAUAUAACUAUUUUAUAAAAAUGGGGGGUGUUUGGGGUGGGAUGGGUUGGGAUUUCAUUUAGAUGUUGAGUGUUAAGACAACUAUUUUUCUAUCUUGAGUAUUUAGUUAAAUGUGAUUUCUCAAUGUAUGCGUUUUCUGUAAGUGUAUGAUGUAUUAUGUGUGUUCGAUGAAACGAGGAGAGUGAGAAAAAAUUCCCAACACUGUGUCACACACGUUACACGACCAUAAACAAUUGCCCAGACAAUGAAUGUAGCCAAAUACUCAGGCUACUAGCUUAGCCUGCCCAGGUGCUUGUAUUGAAUUGCUCUAUAUUACGCUACUACUAUUUUUUUAUCUGAACGUUGUGAUAUACAGUACCAGUUGACACAUCUACUCAUUCAAGGGUUUUUCUUAAUAUUUUACUAUUUUCUACAUUGUAGAAUAAUAGUGAAGACAUCAACUAUGAAAUAACACAUAUCAUGUCGUAACCAAAAAAAUGUAUUUUAUAUUUGAGAUUCUUCAAAGUAGCCACCCUUUGCCUUGAUGAUAAGCUUUGCUCAUUCUUGGCAUUCUCUCAACCAGCUUCACCUGGGAUGCUUUUCCAAAAGUCUUGAAGGAGUUCCCACAUGCUGAGCACUUGUUGGUUGCUUUUCCAGGUGACUACCUCAUGAAGCUGGUUGAGAGAAUGCCAAGCGUGUGCAAAGCUGUCAUCAAGGCAAAGUGGCUACUUUGAAGAAUCUCAAAUAUAAAAUAUGUUGAUUUGUUUAACACUUUUCUGGUUACUACAUGAUUCCAUGUGUUAUUUCAUAGUUUUGAUGCCUUCACAUUUAUUCUACGAUGUAGAAUAUAGUAAAAAUAAAGAAAACCCCUCGAAUGAGUAGGUGUGUCCAAACUUUUGACUGAUACUGUAGCUUGAAAAUGUCCAAUUGUUGCAGGAAGAUGAACACAUUACACCCACAUGUGUAACAUGAACAUACAUUCACGUCUUGCACUGUGGAUUGCCAAACCUUGCAUUUGUGCUUAAUUGUGCACAGUGUGGCAUGUUAAUUAUACAGCCCUAAAUGCCUCAAAUGAAAAGAAAUGUCAGCAAAAUGACUCAGUCCAACACAAAUCUACAAUUUAAACAUUUUCCAUAUAAGAAAGAUACACGCGUACUCAAGCUUCUACUCAUGGGCCAGAGAGCAAUAUUUCUUAUUCUGGAGGGUGCAACAUUACAGAACGUUCAGAUAGAAAUGUUUGGAGUAGAACUGAGAAUGUCUCUAUUUUACAUUUCUAUGCCCCAGAUGCAUUAACUACUUCAGGUUUACAGCCGUUAGGCCUCCACACAGUGCCAUGCUGUAUUUCAUAUAAUGGGUAAUGUUACCAAUGGGUAAAUAUAAAACCACUUCAGGAUGUCUUCCAAGUCCCCAGUUCAUUUAGAAGAGCAACCUUAUCUUCCUCAGUACCAGUGUUUUCACCAAACCAAUUGUCUAUUAGCUCAGGUUUAGAAUACUCAGAGUUUGCCCCGAGGGUAGCACAGGACACUGAGCUACAGUAAGCUUGUAGUAAAAUAUUUUAGAUGGUCAUUCAUUUCAUGGCCGCAUUUAAGGAGUUGCAUCGUUACAGAACAUUCGGAUAAGAAUGUUUUUUAGAACCAACAUGAUUUUCUCUCAUGGAGAAUAUUGAGUCAUGUCAGCUCUAAAGUCAAUUUCAAUCUGAAACUUUCUGUAACAUUGUUACCUCUUAAUAGGCCCCACCCAGCUAGCACAUAACGUUCGGUGAACCAUAUGUUUCUGAGAGCGUGGUUGUCCUAUUAUUUUGCAUGCAACCUCCUGGGAAUGGUGCAGGAUAGUUGCUUUGCUUUGGAACAUUCUCAGCACAUUUAAGGAACUUGACAAAAAAACUUUGUUAAAGUAAUCAAAUGGCAAGAAAAUAAUCUUUUCCUAAUAGUUCUAAUAUGGUUACAUGUCAUUUCAAUUUUAGUAAUGCUCUAGGAACAUUCUCCAACUUGUUUUACAUUUGUUGACAUCAAAUAGUUCAGAGAGGUUAAGAAACAUUGUUCUUCUGUGGGAAAUGUUUCCUAAUUGUUCUAUUUAAAGGCAUGUUCUCAAAUUGUUCCAAGAAUGUUAAGAACUUUCCAUAAAAAACAAAAAGCGUUUAGCAUUUUAGGCUAAAACAUUUACAUUCUCUUUUCAGCAUCAACAAAACUCUUAUCCUCUAUCUUGUUAGUGUGUUCAGGGGUGUUGGCUGCGCCCACUGAUUGGCCACACCUGGUCUUAAUGAGUGCUUGUUUCCUUUUAAAUGGGGUCUGUUUGAAUAGACUAAAAUGAAAAGGUUUGUAUGCGUAAAAAAAAACAUGGCAUGCUCGCUCCAUCCUGGUGGUGCAGUGGACUAAUUCCACGGAUACACAACAGAAAAUGAUAGGUUUGAAUCUCACUGAUGUUGUGUCACAACAAAAAGUUUGCAUGAUUAAGCCUAUGGAUCCCCAUUUCCAUGUUUCCUAGCUGUGCUUGAAGUUCAACAAAUGUACCCAAAAAUAAGCUAGCAUUGUUAUUAAAAGUCUUACUGAAACGUUCAGUGAAGGUUUUACGGAAUUUAUUUAAAAACCUCAAAAUAAUCGGAGCGUUAAUAAAACCACCCAGGAAAAGUUUCAAGGAACCAGAGUAAAAUGUUCUCAGGUCCUCCCAGGCAACCUAAAGAUAAAAUGUUCCCAUAACAGGCUAAAUGUUCACUUCUGUUCUCAGAAAAUUACAUUUUUUUCUCUGUUUUACCAGUCAGUAAAUGUAUGGCUUCGUUCCCACAACCAAUGUAAAACCAAGAAACUUCGUUCCCACAACUUCCAAGGAACCAAAAUGUGCUAGCUGGACUGUACCAUUCAGUAUUCCCCAAGUCCUCAGAACCUCAGACAGAUUAGCUCAGAGCAGGUCUGAGAUCAGUUUGAUGACACACUCCUCCAUAUACAGUUAGUAGUAUAGUUGCCAAGUCCCUCAGGUUGGGGUGGAACUAGUCAGGUUCAAACACAGUACAGAGUUUUUCAAAACAUUUCAUUAACAUUUCUGUUACCUACCCCAUUACGACAGCCAAAAUCCCCACUGGUCCAAUCCAUGGGAUAUCCUGCUAUUGAACAUGCCAAUUCUAAAAUGUAUUAUGAUAUAGCAGGUGAAAUGAAAUGAUGUUUGCCAAAUUGUUUGGCUCAUUUAGUUUUUUAUAUUCUUUGUUGUUUUGGACCUUUUAUCUGUUUUGUUUUUAUCCUGUAAUUUAUUCUCCCAUUGAGUCGGUAGAAGUUGCCCCUGACCACUGUCUAAUGGUUAAGGUUAGAAUUGGGUGAAUGUAAUCUGAUCCUACUAUAGAUCUGUGGUUAGGAGGAACUUCUACUUAUAAACCAUUAUUUUAUCCGGUUGACUCCCACAUCACAGCUGACCUCUGACUUGUAAUAACCUCACAGCAAUCACAUUCCUCUGGAGCGACCAAAACGCUAAACGCUGAUUGUUUCUCACCUUUCUGUAAUCCUGGGGUGCACAGACAAUCACUGUACACACAUCAAUAAACCUGUUUUAAAACUA
Oncorhynchus keta (chum salmon) is the source of this 5845-nucleotide messenger RNA. RefSeq names its product E3 ubiquitin-protein ligase pellino homolog 2-like. Bases 250 to 1566 code for a protein of 438 amino acids. Gene Ontology annotation, biological process: protein polyubiquitination; regulation of Toll signaling pathway. The record is from RefSeq and is a predicted model, not a curated record. Gene Ontology annotation, molecular function: ubiquitin protein ligase activity; protein binding. The transcript has 7 exons. NCBI's taxonomy places the organism in Eukaryota, Metazoa, Chordata, Actinopteri, Salmoniformes, Salmonidae.